UCAAGUAGUCGAAACCGAAUUCCGUAGAAACAACUCGCACGCUCCGGUUUCGUGUUGCAACAAAAUAGGCAUUCCCAUCGCGGCAGUUAGAAUCACCGAGUGCCCAGAGUCACGUUCGUAAGCAGGCGCAGUUUACAGGCAGCAGAAAAAUCGAUUGAACAGAAAUGGCUGGCGGUAAAGCAGGCAAGGAUUCGGGCAAGGCCAAGGCGAAGGCGGUAUCGCGUUCCGCGCGCGCGGGUCUUCAGUUCCCCGUGGGUCGCAUCCAUCGUCAUCUCAAGAGCCGCACUACGUCACAUGGACGCGUCGGAGCCACUGCAGCCGUGUACUCCGCUGCCAUAUUGGAAUACCUGACCGCCGAGGUCCUGGAGUUGGCAGGCAACGCAUCGAAGGACUUGAAAGUGAAACGUAUCACUCCUCGCCACUUACAGCUCGCCAUUCGCGGAGACGAGGAGCUGGACAGCCUGAUCAAGGCAACCAUCGCUGGUGGCGGUGUCAUUCCGCACAUACACAAGUCGCUGAUCGGCAAAAAGGAGGAAACGGUGCAGGAUCCGCAGCGGAAGGGCAACGUCAUUCUGUCGCAGGCCUACUAAGCCAGUCGGCAAUCGGACGCCUUCGAAACAUGCAACACUAAUGUUUAAUUCAGAUUUCAGCAGAGACAAGCUAAAACACCGACGAGUUGUAAUCAUUUCUCAUCUCCCCAACACUCACAUACAUACAAACAAAAAAUACAAACACACAAAACGUAUUUACCCGCACGCAUCCUUGGCGAGGUUGAGUAUGAAACAAAAACAAAACUUAAUUUAGAGCAAAGUAAUUACACGAAUAAAUUUAAUAAAAAAAACUAUAAUAAAAACGCCAAUCAUGUUAUUUCCAAAAAAAAAAAAAAAAAAAAAAAAAACUAGACGAGAUGUUUGCGCUUGUGUCGAUGAAUGUAAAGAAUUGCAACUACAUAGAUGGUAAUUAAUUUCAGCUGUAAGAAGUACAAGUUUUUCAUAAUUGUGAGAAAAGUGCAGUAGUAUCGCUUAAAGUUCAGUUUUAAUCAGGGCAUUUAGCAGCUCGAACCCAAUGUAUUUGUAAGCCCAAUAAACGUGUAAAUGCCUAGAGCAAAAUAUCACAACUGUAGCUUUUCAUCCGAAAGAUAAUAAUGAAUAGACUGACCUGACGUUUUU
This is a messenger RNA of Drosophila melanogaster (fruit fly), 1169 nucleotides long. RefSeq names its product histone H2A variant (gene His2Av). Lineage: Eukaryota; Metazoa; Arthropoda; Insecta; Diptera; Drosophilidae. The coding region runs from base 165 to 590 and encodes 141 amino acids. The record is from RefSeq and is marked reviewed. Gene Ontology annotation, cellular component: nucleus; nucleosome; chromosome. The transcript is spliced from 5 exons. Gene Ontology annotation, molecular function: structural constituent of chromatin; DNA binding; protein heterodimerization activity.